Messenger RNA from Hemicordylus capensis (graceful crag lizard), 1130 nucleotides. It is a transcript of the gene CCDC159, whose product is annotated as coiled-coil domain containing 159. The transcript is spliced from 12 exons. The record is from RefSeq and is a predicted model, not a curated record. The coding region runs from base 107 to 1024 and encodes 305 amino acids. Lineage: Eukaryota; Metazoa; Chordata; Lepidosauria; Squamata; Cordylidae.
CUCAUUGAGAGGCUGGAGAGAGUACAAUUCGCCCCCUCCCGCUUCCUGAACCGGCAGGGCAAGUACUGUGGCUUUAAAGCCACGUGGGUGAAGGGGGCGCCGGCUGAUGGAUGCGCUGAAGGAGGGAAUGAUUAUCUUGGCCGCGAAGGGGACAACUGGAAUGAUCACUGCUAAGGAUGAGAAGAGUCGGGCCACGUCGCCUAACUGGUUCCUGUCUCGGGCAGGCAGCAAUGCUUCAGCACAGACCCAGCUGGAGAUGGCUAUUGCAAAGCCACCUGGGCUGAUCCCAGAAACUCAGGUGAUCCUGAAAAAUGAACUGGAGUUCAUCAAAGCUCAGCUCCAGGCCCAAACCAAGGCUUUUCAGGCACUGAGCCACUCCAUCACUUUGCUGGAGCAGGAGAGCAAUCAGCAGCAGGGUAGGAUCAAGCAGCUGGAAGAGAAGGUCCAGUUUGCCAGCCGCUUAGCUCAUGGGGAGAUGCUUGAGGGUCUGAUGCAGAAGAAGAUCCAGGAGGUUUGGAGAGCCAUGACCAAAGAGGUGGAAGGUUUGCAGGGUUCCAUGAUCCAGAAGGAAAGCUCAAUGGAGAACCUGUCUCAAGAGGUCCUGGAGAGCAAGAAGUUCCUUUGGGAGGAGCUGGAAGCAGUGCAGGGCGAACUGCGGCGCAUCCAUCAGAAACUGAAAGACCAGGAGGUAGACAUCACUAGGAACCUGGUUAGCAUCCGGAAGAUGCAGGAUAACCAGAUGAAGUGCACCAAGUUCCUGGCCCAGCUGAAGGGCCGAGUCCCAGGCAGCACAUCAGAAUCUGUGGACAACAAGCCGAUGACUGAAGAGCUGAAUGACAUCUGGUCAGCUGUCAACACCCUGCGCAACUCCAUCACCACCUGCAACAUUUGGAGUGACAAGAGAAAAGCUCCGAGGAUGAAAGGCCAUAUGAGCCGCCACCAUCGGAAGCCCAGUUCGGCCGGCUCCUUUUUCUCCGACUCGGCCCUAAAUCAGCAUCGCAGUAGCUCGGAGCACAGCUCAUAGGUGAGCCUCCAGAUAUAGAAGACUCAAGAUCUGGGAGAAAAACUGUGGCUUUCCUUUCAAGCUGAAUUAUAGACAAUGCAGAUGAAAUUAAACUGAACUGCUUGCA